AUGAACGGUGGCGCCGAUGCAGCUGCACUUUUGGAUUUUUCCAGCGGCAGUCUACCGGGCAGAAACAUGAUAAAGCGCUCUGAUUUUCCCUCAGAUUUUAUCUUCGGUUCGGCAACAUCUGCUUAUCAGGUCGAAGGUGCUUGGGCAACAGGAGGUAAAAGUCAAAGCAUCUGGGAUGUCUUCACAAUGAGAACACCUGGUAAAAUUGAGGGUGGAGCUAAUGGGUGUGUUGCAAUUGAUCAAUAUAAUUUGUGGAAGGAAGACGUGGCUUUGUUAAAGAAAGUGGGUUUAGACUCUUACAGAUUUUCAAUUGCAUGGACCAGAGUAUUGCCAGGGGGGAAAUUAUCUGCUGGAAUAAGCAAAGAAGGAAUCAAGUACUAUAAUGAUCUUAUAGACUUGCUCUUGGCCGAAGGCAUUGAACCGUGUGCAACUAUAUUCCACUGGGAUGUUCCCCAAUAUUUGGAAGAAGAGUACGGUGGCUUCUUGAGUCCUCAAAUUGUGAAGGACUACUGUGAGUUUGCGGAGCUUUGCUUUUGGGAAUUUGGUGAUCGGGUGAAGUAUUGGAUCACUUUGAAUGAACCGUCAUCCUUUGCUAUUCAAGGAUACGCAACUGGUACUUUCGCACCUGGUCGUGGUCCAGCCUCAGCCGAGCCUGCACAUCAAGGAGGCAAGAUAGGAAUAACAAAUGUCGCUCAGUGGUAUGAGCCACUCACUGACACCAAAGCUGAUAAAGAGGCUGCAUCAAGGGCCCUUGAUUUUGUGUUGGGAUGGUUUGUAGCACCUGUAGUAACUGGUGACUACCCACCAGUUAUGCGAAAACUAGUUGGAGACCGUCUUCCCAAAUUUACACAAGAACAAGCUAAGUUGGUGAAAGGGACUUAUGAUUUUCUGGGCAUAAACUAUUACACAAGUAUUUAUGCUAGCAAUUCACCUAGCAAACCUGGUACAGCACUAAGUUACUCAAAUGAUCAGGGUAUCGCAUUAUCAAGUGAGCGUGAUGGGAUACCUAUUGGUCCAAAGGGUGGCUCAAAUUGGUUGUCUAUUGUUCCAAAUGGGAUUUACAAGCUGUUGGUUCAUGUAAAGGAAACAUAUAAUAGUCCCAUCAUUUACAUCACAGAGAAUGGGGUGGAUGAAGUAAACGAUACGUCCCUAACAUUGUCGGAAGCUCGGUUUGAUGAGACGAGAAUUAAAUAUCACCAAGACCAUCUCUAUUAUAUUAAGAAAGCAAUGGAAGAAGGUGUGGAUGUGAAGGCUUACUAUAUAUGGUCAAUGUUCGAUACUUUUGAAUGGGCCGCUGGAUACAGUGUUAGAUUUGGCCUUUUCUACGUAGAUUUCGUUAAUGGCAAUUUCACAAGAUUCCCCAAAGCCUCUGCUAUAUGGCUAAUGAAUUUCUUGAACAAGAAGAGAAUCACAUUGAAGAGACAGGCUCCAAAAAAUGAAGAGGAGAAUGGCUCUGUGAAAAAGGUUAAGAAGCAGUGA
Messenger RNA from Fraxinus pennsylvanica, 1479 nucleotides. The record is from the annotation of a GenBank genome assembly. NCBI's taxonomy places the organism in Eukaryota, Viridiplantae, Streptophyta, Magnoliopsida, Lamiales, Oleaceae.